Molecule: messenger RNA, 2142 nt
Organism: Capra hircus (goat)
Lineage: Eukaryota; Metazoa; Chordata; Mammalia; Artiodactyla; Bovidae
Product: DDB1- and CUL4-associated factor 12-like protein 2
Exons: 1
Coding region: 31-1422 (463 amino acids)
Cellular component (GO): Cul4-RING E3 ubiquitin ligase complex
Molecular function (GO): protein binding
Source: RefSeq, a predicted model, not a curated record
CGCGCCGCCUCCACCCGCCCGCCGCCCGGCAUGGCCCCGCAGCAAACAGGUAGCAGGAAGCGGAAAGCGCCCGCGCUCCAGGAGGCCGCCGCGGGCUCGUCGUCUCAGGUCACCGCGGCGGUGGACGGGGACGGGCCGCUGCCGCUCAAGAAGCCCAAGCGGCCGGCGGCGCGGCGUUCGCUGGUGAACUACCUGAAGGGGCGCGAGGUGGGCGCCCGGGGCCGCGCCAGGCUCCCGGGCUUCGAUGGCGAGCUGCGCGGCUUCGCGGUGCGGAAGCUCCCCGAGCUGCUGCAGGAGCGCGAGCUGUCCCUGGGCACCCUCAACAAGGUGUUCGCGUCACAGUGGCUCAACGUCAGGCAGGUGGUGUGCGGUACCAAGUGCAAUACGCUCUUCGUGGUGGACGUGCAGUCGGGCCAGAUAACGCGCAUCCCCCUCAUGCGGGAUCGCGGGCCUCCUCCGGCCCGCGCCCAGCCGGGCUGCGGCAUCCAUGCCAUCCAGCUGAAUCCCUCCAAGACGCUGCUGGCCACAGGGGGUGAGAACCCCAACAGCCUUGCCAUCUACCAGUUGCCAACGCUGGACCCCAUGUGCCUGGGCGACCGCCACGGCCACAAGGACUGGAUCUUCGCCAUCGCCUGGAUGAGCGACACGGUUGCCGUGAGCGGCUCCCGCGACGGCACCUUGGCGCUCUGGAAGAUAGACCCCGACAUAUUCCAGGGCAGCAUUGCCUGGCACAGCGACGCAGGGCUCCCCGUGUACGCCCACAUCCGUCCUCGGGAUGUGGAGAACAUCCCCAGGGCCAGCACCAACCCCAGUAACCGCAAGGUGCGGGCCCUGGCCUUCAGCGCCAAGAACCAGGAGCUGGGAGCCGUGUCCCUGGACGGCUACUUCCACCUGUGGAAAGCCCGGAGCACCCUGUCCAGGCUGCUGUCCAUCAGGCUGCCUUACUGCCGAGAGAACGUGUGCCUGACCUACUGCGAUGAGUUGUCCCUGUACGCGGUGGGCUCCCAGUCCCAUGUCUCUUUCCUGGAUCCGCGGCAGCGCCAGCAGAACAUUCGGCCACUGUGCUCCCGCGAGGGCGGCACGGGUGUGCGCUCCCUGAGCUUCUAUGAGCACAUCAUCACCGUGGGCACCGGCCACGGCUCUCUGCUCUUCUAUGACGUCCGCGCGCAGAAGUUCCUAGAGGAGAGGGCCUCGGUCAGCCUGUACUCCUCUCCGGGGCAUGCAGGGAGGAAGCUCAAGCUGACCUGUGGCAGAGGCUGGCUCAACCAUGAUGACCUGUGGGUGAACUACUUCGGUGGCAUCGGCGAGUUCCCCAAUGCGCUCUACACCCACUGCUACAACUGGCCGGAGAUGAAGCUCUUCGUUGCUGGCGGCCCUCUACCUUCAGGCCUCCAUGGAAACUAUGCAGGCCUCUGGAGCUAAGGAUGGCCGCCCUGUCCUCAAAGUGCCCAGAUUUACCUUCCAGUCCCCUCCCACUUUCCUCCUUCACUCUGUGUUUGUGCUUUUGACUCUGUGUGGCUUUUAUCUUCCAGGGGAAAGGGGUCCAGUUUACCUCUGCUUAGUUUAUUAGGCGAAGAGAGAGAAGGCAAAAGUGGUCUCUUGGGCAGUCAACACUUGGCUUUAAGAUUUUUCUGCACCUCCUCCAACCACCAUCUCUUGCCUCUCACACAGAAUUUUGGCUGAUCCUUAAUUGUGUUCUCAUUGAAUGAUUCACACGUGCUUUCUCUUGGCUCACACAGUCAUGGUUCCUACUAUAAUUCACUACUUUAGUUUGAUCAAUGUUUCAAUAGUAACUUCAGGUCUUUUACACAUUUCAGAUAUAUUGUGUUUCUGGGAAAUGUGUGCUAUAAAGUGUCUUUUGGGCUGAUCCAAGGAACUACCCAUCAUAUAACAGAGCAGGUUUAUAGCCCUACUCCAAUUAGAAAAUGCAUUUCAAGUUCUAGAUUGUCACCAUUUGGGGUAUGUUUCAUUUGGAUGUUGGAAACUGUGUUUGUUGUUUGUAUAUUGUUGGUGUAUAAAACACUUUAAAAUAUGUUCUCUUUUUUAAAAAAUCUUAUAAUUACGUUCAUCCUAUUAAUCACAAUUUUGAUUAUUUAGUAAAAAAUUUAAGCAUCAGUACCCCCAGGCCCUCAGUCUUCUUGU